This is a messenger RNA of Scheffersomyces coipomensis, 3999 nucleotides long. RefSeq names its product chromatin-modulating protein (gene GIN1). The record is from RefSeq and is a predicted model, not a curated record. Gene Ontology annotation, biological process: activation of protein kinase activity; mitotic G2 DNA damage checkpoint signaling; mitotic DNA replication checkpoint signaling. Gene Ontology annotation, molecular function: anaphase-promoting complex binding. The coding region runs from base 1 to 3948 and encodes 1315 amino acids. The transcript has a single exon. NCBI's taxonomy places the organism in Eukaryota, Fungi, Ascomycota, Pichiomycetes, Serinales, Debaryomycetaceae.
AUGGACUUAUUAGAUGGUUUAGAUGAAAAUCUAUCAUCUACUCAAUUGAAUCAAAUUCAAUUGCUGUAUAAUAAUGAUGAAUCUUCUUCUUCAGACGAAGAAGAGGAAGGAGAACACCAGAUAUCUCAUAAGCAAGAUCAAUCUAAUGAUCAAUCAAAUGAUCUUAGAUUCAAUUUCGAUAUUGGUGCCCUUGCAAAAUCAUUACUGAAAGAUUCAGGUUUGAAUCUUAACCUUUUAAAUGGUAUAAGGAAAAGAUUAACUGGUGAUGAUAACAAAAAUGAAGAAGAAGUAGAGGAAAAUGAGGAAGAGGAUGAUCAUGUGAAUCUGAAUCAACUUCAACAAUCAACUCAAAUAGAACCUACUCAAGAAGUAUCAAUCCCCUUUGAUUUCAAUUUUGAUAAUUCAAUGUUAAAGGAUGAAGAUGAAGAUCAUGAGGAUACUCCAACUUCAGGACAAGAAAUUCAAAAAUUACCUCAAUUAGAAAUAGAUGCAUCUGAAUUCAUAUCCAAUGAAUCUUCAACUCAAGUCAUACAUAAUAAUAAUAAUACUAUAAAUGACACUCAACCUAUAAUUUCGAAACCAACUACUGAUUUAAACUCAUUAUUCUUAUCUCAAGAUGAUGAUGAAGAAGAAGAAAAUGAUCAACAUCAAAGUGAAAAAGAAAAUAACUAUAAACCAUUAUCAAAGGAAGAACGUCUAGCUAAGAUUGAAAAACUAGCUCAAAUAAAAAGACAACAACGGUUAGAAAAAGAACAAAAAGAACAACAAUUACAAGAUGAACUUAAUACCACUACUUUAACUGAUGAAGAAAAUGAUUUAAAUAAUGAAUUCAAUGAUUCAGUAGUUUCAAAUGCCAAUCCUACUGAUCAUGUAUCAAGUAAACAAUUAAAAGAAGCUGAACAAUUCUUAAAUGUUCAAAAGAGAAAUAAAGAUAUCAGACCCGAAUUUGAAAAGAAAAUUGUAUUUACUAAACAAAAAUUAUUAUCUGCGUUUAAUGAUGAUGAUGAUGAUGAAGAACAACAUCAUACUCUUGAAAAGGAAAGUUCACCAUUAGGACUCUAUGAUCAUCAUAGAUCUAGCCCUCAUACUUCUCCAGUUAAAACUAUAUCCAAGAAACCUAUAUCUUCAGAUGAAGAAGAAGAUGAUGACGUAGAUGAAGAACUUGAUGUGGUAGCUUUAAUUAAUAAAAAACCAACUGUUCAACUGCAAACUCAAACAAGAAAUCCCAUUGAAUCAUAUGCUCAAAAUUUAAAACGUCAAUUAUUUUCAUCACCCACAAAAAGUGAUAAUGAUGAACGUGUUAAUCAAAGGCUUAUCAAUUUAGAUGAUUCCGAUUCUGAUUUAGAAAUCAAUUCAUCAUCACCAAUUAGAAACUCUACUAAUUUACCCAAGACAAACAUCAACAACAAUAAUAAAUUCGUAAUACCAGAACUUUCAAAAGAUCAAAAGAUAACUAUAAAGCAAAAAUUCGUUAAGAAGAAAUUAUUAAAUUCAAAAUUACCUCAGAAUCUAGUAGUUAAGAAUUUAGGUCAUAAGACAAAUCUAAAGGAAUCCAAUGACUUUUUAUUGAAUUUACAACGUGCAAAUAUCUUACAAUUGAAAGCGAAUAGAACUAAUGGUGAAACCGCCGUAUUAGAAGAAAUGGAAAAAGAUGAAGAAGUUAUGGGAUCAUUAUUGGAACAAGAAAUGGAAAGAGUUAGACGUAUUAGAGUACGUGAAAAAUUAAGAGAAAAGGCUAAAUUGGCAUUACUUGGUAAAUUAAAGGGUAAGAAUGGCGAUGAUGAUGGUGAAGAAGAAGAAGACGAUGCUGUACCUGAUAGUGAUGUACCUGAAAGUGAAGUUCCUGAUUCAGAUUAUGGUUCAGAUGUUGGUUCUGGUUCUGAUGCUGAUAAUGGCGAGCUUAUAGAUUACGAAGCUGAAGAAGAUUCCGAAGAAGGUGAAGAAGAAGUGGACGAAGAAGACGAAGGCCAACCUGAAGUUUCACAUAGAAAAUCAAAGAGAGUUAUCUUAUCUGAUGAUGAUGAAGAAGGUGAAGUAGAAAUGGAAGAUAAUGAGGAUUUAUCAGAAUUGAGAAAUCACGAUGAUAGUUAUAUGUUUGGUGGAAAACAAGAUAAAGAACAUGAUCAUAAAUUAGAAGGUGUCAUAACGACUGCAAGUUCACAAUCAUUCCAAAACAACCCAUCUGAGAAUAUUUUAUCAACUUUAAAAGAAACUCAAACUCUUGAAGACGAAGACGACGAUAAUGACAAUGAACAUGACGUGUCUAGAUUCAACAAUGACAAUUAUGUAUUAUUCCAAAAUUUGAAACCAAGACAACCAAGUCAACAACAAUCAACUCAAAUUUCAGAAGAUUUAGCUAAUAAAUCAUUCAAUGAUUUCCCCCUCACCUUACCUUCAUUCCGUGAUAUUAGUGAACCAAAUACUCAAAAUGAUUCCAUAAUCUCAACCCAAGCUGAUACUAUUAUAAAAACUCAAGUAGAUGCAAAUAUGACUACUCAAGUUGACGAUGCUGAAACUCAAGUAAUUGAAAAACCUAAGAAUGAUGAAUAUGAUGAAGAAGAUGAAGAUGUUAUUACUCCUUCCAAAGUUAAAACUGGUAGAAAACUUAUAAGGAAGAAUACGUCUAUAUUGAAUGAUAUUAAUGAAGAAGAAGCUGAAGAAGAAGAAGAUGAGGUGAAUGAAGAAGAAGAAAAAGAAGCUAUGGAAUUGAAAAUCAAAAUGUAUGAAGAGAAGAUUAGAAAGCAAGAAUUAAAACAACGUAAGAAGAGAAAGGAAUUCGAAAGACGAGGUCUUAAAGAUAUGGUUGAAGGAGAAGCUGAAGAAUCUGAAGAUGAAUGGAAAGGGUUAGGUGGUAUGGAUGGUGAACUUUCUGAUCAAGCCAAUUCCGAUGAUGAAAGAAUGAUUGAUAAUGAUUUUAAUAUCGAUUUAAAAGAUGAUGAAAUCAGAAAGAAAUUCAUGGAAGAUUAUCAAAUUAAAGAUCAAAAGGAAUUAGAAAAGUUAUUAGAUGAUAUUAAAAAUCAUAGAUUAACUAAGAAAGUUGCUGGUAAUGGAUUAGAUCUUGAAUUAAGUGAUGAAGAAGAUCAAUUGUUAGCAGCUUAUAGAAAACAAAGAUUACAAGAACAACGUGAAAGAUUAGCUGAAAGUAAAAAGAUGCACGCCUUUGUGAAGAGUGAAAAAGCCAAGGCCUUCUUUAUGGAAGAAGAGCCUACGAUUAUCAGAUUACAUGAUGAUGAAGAAGAAGAGGAUGAUGAAGAAGAAAUAGAAGAAGAUACUUCAAGUAGAAAAUCUAAGAGUAAAAGUCCAUUCACUGGAGAAGAUGGUACAGAUGGAGAUGAUGAAGAAGAUGAUAUCAUUGAAAAGGAACCUCCAGUCAAAAAGACUAUUAAAAUUGAAGAAUCAUUUGUUCAAAGACAAUUAUCAUUUUUACAUAAGAAUAAAGAUCAUGAUUAUGAAAAUAUUCAACGUAUUUCAAAUAAGCAACAUGGAAUUGAUUCUUCGGAUGAUGAAAUUAUUGAUGUAAAAGAAUUAAAAUCGAAGAGUUUAAGUAAUUUAACUAGUAAGAGAUCAGAAAGUCCGAUGACAAUUGUUGAGGAACCAGUUGAACCAGAGUCAAGAAAGAGAUCAAUCGAUGAACUCCAUGAUACUGAUGUUGACGAUGACGAUAUCAUGCCAUCUUUCAAGAAACCAUCCAUUAUCGGUUCAUUCAAAUCCUUCCAUGAACAACAAGGAAUUCAAAUUAAGGAUGGUAAAAAGCAUUUCUCUGGUGUUACCAUCAGUAAACAAUAUAAAGUUGCGUCUGGAUCCAAGGCUUCUAUUACAUACAUGUCCAAGAAGACUGGUAGUUCCAACAAACCAAUUAAGAGUUUGAAAGAGAAGAGAAUUCAAAGAAGUAUCAAUAGUUCUAAAGCUGAAGUUAAGAAGAUCUUCUCCAAUGAAGGUUUUGAAUAGAUAGAUACACCCCCAAUUAGCAUAUUUUUAAAUUAAAACUUGUAUAUUAGA